AUGAAAUAUUCUGCUUGGGUGGCAGCGUUCUGGAGUUGCGUCGAUGAGACUUCGCUGUCAUCGCAAUUUAAAAUGUUGCGGCUGGAAGGUUGUUUGGAAGGUGAAGCAGCCGCUACGGUGAGAGGUUUAGGCUAUUCGUGGGAGGCUUAUAAAGCAGCAAAAGCGAGAUUGAAUCGAAAGUAUGGAGGAAACCGACGACAGGUUCAGGCGCAUAUUGAUGAGUUGAGAAGGAUGAAACCUUUGAAGGCUGAGAACCCUCGAGAGUUGGAAAGAUUUGCUGACCUAGUGGAAAGGAGAGUGGAUACUUUAAAGGAAAACAAACACACCUCAGACCUUGAAGGCGGAACUUUGUAUGCUAUUGUGUUGGAAAAAAUUCCCCAAUCUUUGCUUAGCCAGUACUACAGAUGGGUUAAAGAAAAGGGAAAGCUGGAGUCUUUUGAGGAAUUGCGGGAGUGGGUCGCUGAAGAAGCAGAAUACCAAAUUCAAGCAUCAGAGGUAAAGAAUGGUGUUUCCAGUGCAAGUGGUAAGAAUGUCAAAUGGCCUCGGUUGUAUUUCGGGACUGGAGAUAAAUGUGACCGCCCUUGCAAGGUGUGCAACCAGAAACAUCCAAUUUGGAAGUGCGAGGUGUUCAAAGGAAUGGAAAAUGAAAAGAAGUGGGAGACAGCGAAGAAGCUAGGCCUUUGUUAUCGUUGCUCAGGAAAAGGGCACCUGGGUGAGGGAUGUCGUUGGAGUGAGGAGUGCGGUGUGGAUGGGUGCAAGGAGCAUCAACACCAGAUACUUCAUCGAAGCAAAAGUCUGCCAGGUCCCAUGGAGGGGAAUAUUGAUUCUUACAAUACAUCUAAUGCCUAUUGGAAUGAGUCUAUGACGUAUGAAACAGUAAAGGAAGGACGUACGAAAACAGUAAAGGACGUAUGA
Molecule: messenger RNA, 915 nt
Organism: Stylophora pistillata
Lineage: Eukaryota; Metazoa; Cnidaria; Anthozoa; Scleractinia; Pocilloporidae
Source: RefSeq, a predicted model, not a curated record